Messenger RNA from Funneliformis mosseae, 1044 nucleotides. NCBI's taxonomy places the organism in Eukaryota, Fungi, Glomeromycota, Glomeromycetes, Glomerales, Glomeraceae. The record is from the annotation of a GenBank genome assembly.
AUGGUCAAUUCACCCAUACCAAAAGAUCUCGCAACCGAAUGUAAAAAAGCAGCUAAAAUCUUGAAUAGUUUUAUCGAUCCUAUUGAAGCAAAAGGUCCUGACAAAGUUAUUCCGCAAACUGUAUUGCAAAAUGCAAAAGGUUUUGCGAUCUUUACGGUCAUCAAAGCAGGCUUUUUGGUCUCAGGUAGAGCGGGUUCGGGUUUGGUCAUAUCAAAAUUAGAAGAUGGAUCAUGGAGCGCACCUUCUGCAAUAGGCACAGGAGGUAUGGGAUUUGGAGGUCAAAUAGGUGCCGAAAUGACAGAUUUCGUUAUAGUGUUGAAUAGUAAGGAUGCGGUAAAAACAUUUACGAAGGGUGGUAACGUCACGUUAGGAGGGAAUUUAUCCGUGGCAGCAGGUCCUAUCGGUCGUACGGCUGAAGGUGCUGGAUCUGUAUCACUUGGUCAUGCUGCUGCCAUAUUCUCUUAUAGUAAAUCAAAAGGGUUAUUUGCUGGUGUGUCAAUUGAAGGUAGUAUCGUUGUCGAAAGAAAAGAAGCUAACGAAAAAUUUUAUCAUCGUAAGGUUACUGCAAAAGAAUUACUCUCUGGUCAAAUUUCUCCUCCACAGCAAGCUGAUGUGUUAUAUAGAGCUUUAAAUUUGUCUGUUCCCCGUACCAGCAAAAUUAAUUCUUCGGUUAAUUCAAAUCGAUUUAGUCAUCCUCCUCCUCCUUAUACUUCUGAUAGUGGAGGUAACAGUUCAAAUAACCCUUUUAAUGAAAAAAAUAAAGAAUCUCCAAAAUCAUCAAAUGUUACUCAAAGAGCAACAUCUUUUCAUUCGACUUCUGGUAAACCUCCUUUGGCUCCAAAACCUCCUAUGCCACCCCGCAAAAAUGUCGAAACUGCUGUUGCUGCUUUUGAUUUUCAAGGUGAACAAGAUGAUGAUCUUAGUUUUAAUAAGGGUGAUAUCAUUAUUAUUAAAAGAAAAACCAACAGCACUAAUGAUUGGUGGUUUGGGAAGUGUAAUGGAAAAGAAGGAAAUUUUCCUGCUAAUUAUUUGGAACUUAAGUAG